AUGUUUGUAGGCGUUGCUGGUUUGUAUUCUGGCAUACUGUUAGCGAAAGCUGGUCAUACAGUAACCAUUUAUGAAGCAAGUAAUCGAGCAGGUGGUCGCAUUUUGACCUAUCGCGAUCCAAAAAAUCCAUCGAUAUACAUGGGUGAAUUUGGAGCCAUGCGUUUUUCACUCGAUGUUCACUCUUAUUUGAAUACUUUGAUUCGACAUCGAUACAACUUAAAGACUGCAGAAUUUGCUCAAAGCAAUGCUAAUGCUUAUACAUACAUCAAUGGGAUUUUUACUACAAUGCGAGAAGCUCGUGAAAACCCAGACAUAUUCGGAUUCAACACACAUCAAAGCGAACGAGGAAAGACUCCUGAACAAUUAUGGCUGAAUGCUCUUCAACCUAUUUUGCAAACACUGGAACAAGGAGGAUGGUUAGCGGUUAAAAAGCAAUGGGAUUCAUAUUCGAUUGCAUCCUAUUUGAAAAGUGUCAAUAUGUCACGUGCUGCCAUCGACUAUAUUAGCAUUUUUAAAAAUUAUGAAAACUUCAUUUAUGUAUCUAUUUUGGAAGCCGUUCGUUCGACACUUGUGUCCGGUUCUGGAUCGAAAUCGUAUGUUAUUGAAGGUGGUAAUGAUUUAUUGACACAAGCAAUGAUUGAUGAGUGUCGAGCAAUAGAGUUCAAUCGAUGUUCGAUUAUGUAUUCGACACCCAUCACUGAAAUACAAUUAUAUGGUUCGAAUCAAGUACGAUGGAUGACCAAAAAUGGCACAAGUAACAUUUUCGAUACAGUAAUUGUAGCAACAACUGCAACUGCUGCUGAAUUAAUCAAAUUCGAAAAACGAAUAAAUUUUGUCGACAAAUAUCGAGCAUUGCGGCAAGUCCAUUACAGUUGUUCAACAAAAAUUCUUCUUUUCUUCAAUAUAUCCUGGUGGUACACACAAGAGAAGCUUAGUGGAGGUCAAUCAGUUACUGAUUUAAAUAUUCGUAGAGUUUUUUAUCUACGUAAUAAUCACAGUAAUGGUGGAACAAUUCUUGCAUCAUACACUGCUGGGCUAAAUUCUCUUCAAUGGCAAUCUUUAUCUGAAUCAGAUGCUAUCGAAUUAACUUUGCAACAAUUGAUUCAACUUCAUAAAUCAUCAUCGAACAUACGCGACUAUUUUCAAGGUGGUAAAGUUCAACAUUGGUGCGGAGAUCCAUAUGCACAUGGAGCUUUUGCAAGAUUCAUUCCAUUUCAAGAAACAGAUCUUCUUGAUCAAUUGCAAGCAUCCGUAUCGAAUAUUCAUUUUAUUGGUGAGCAUACUACAUCUAUUCGUGGCUCAGUUGAAGGUGCUAUUGUCUCAGCACUACGUGAAGCCUUGUUUAUUACAGCACAACGAAUGACAAUAUUUGAUGUGAUUAUCGUUGGUGGAGAUCCAGUCGGAUUGGCAACAGCUGUGUUUUUAUCAAUGAAAAAACCUAAUCUUCGUAUUGCCAUUGUUGAUAAAGGAGUUAUUAUGAACUCGUAUAAUGCAUUCGAUCGACAAAUAUUUCGACAAAUGUUCAACGAAGAAUAUCUCACUGAAUUAGCCAAUAUGUCAUUUUCUCUUUGGCGUCAAUUGGAACGAUUGGCUAAUCUUUCAUUUGGAUCGAUUCUCAAUACGAACGAUGGAUUUCUGUUAUUCGGCAAUUUAAAUACAAAUCAAUCAACAGUCGCAGAUAAUUUGUUAUCCAUCAAACGAACAUAUGAAAAUCUUCAAAUACAAGGCGAAUAUUUGAACAAUACACAAUUAAAAAUGCGCUAUCCAAUGUUUACAUUUUCUCAUCAAUAUGUAGGUAUCUUCGACAAUCAAUCGGGUUACAUCAAUGUAACGAUGCUUAUGAUUGCUCUACUUCGUAUUAUCGAUCAAAAUCCAAAUAUUAUCAUUCGAGAACAAGAAGAAUUCUUAUCAUUAAAAUUAUUCAAUAAUUGCACACAGCUAAUAACUGAUCGCGGUAUUUUGCAUGCUUCUCGAAAAGUUCUCUUUAUUCCUGGUUCAUCUGUUGAAAAUGUCUCACAUUUGCUAAAUAUUGAUCUCAAUAUAACAUUAUGGAAAGUUCCAAUUUACUAUUUUCGUCAUUCUUCAUCUUUUACUCAAUUACCGAAUUGGCUUGCAUUGGACGAGCAUAAUUCUCAAGUACUCCUUUCAGGCUUUUCUAUCGAUUUAGCAUCUAAUUACCUUGUUAUCAAACCCAGUUUUAUUCAAAAUAGGUCGAACUCGUUGAUAUAUUCAUCUCAACAGACAACUACAAUCGAUCCAUUCCUUACAAAACAAGUUGUGGACUGGGUCUCACAUCAUCUAGGAACAUGGGUCAAUGUAUCCGAUUAUUCUUUGCAUAAUCAAACCUAUUUCGAGACACUUCCACUGGGUAAUAGAUUUUUACUUGAUUUUGUUCCACGAACAGACAAUCGAGUUUUGAUACAUGCUGCUGGAUUAGAAAUGAACUUUGCACCUGUUUGGGCUGAUAUGUUAUCUGAAAUGAUCCUCACGGUUGAAUCGACUCGUCGAAGAAAAUAUAUUGAAUAA
Rotaria sp. Silwood1 is the source of this 2526-nucleotide messenger RNA. NCBI's taxonomy places the organism in Eukaryota, Metazoa, Rotifera, Eurotatoria, Philodinida, Philodinidae. The record is from the annotation of a GenBank genome assembly.